Paramuricea clavata is the source of this 5058-nucleotide messenger RNA. Lineage: Eukaryota; Metazoa; Cnidaria; Anthozoa; Malacalcyonacea; Plexauridae. The record is from the annotation of a GenBank genome assembly.
UUUUGAUAGUAUUUCAUGUGCUAAAACCUGGACGAUGGACGCCAGGGGCCGUUUCUACGCCCUCUCUCCCUUCGCCCUGUAUUUUACCAGGGUCUUCCUCAGCUCACGCGCCACCACGAGGAAGACCCUGGGGAUGAGGUUGGAUUUGGAAAAUUCAAAAAGUUCAAUUUUGUAGUUUUGCUUUUCACAAAAAUGGUUAGUAUAUUGCAAAAAUUGUGUUGUUUUUGUACUGAAAAUUUAUAGCUUGAAGGUUAAGGCUGUGUCAGUUAUGUUAAAAGUUUUUAAUGUUGGAUUUCUAUGGUGUUUUUAGUAGAAUUAGGUGUAGAAAUCUGUGUAAUUUGUCGGGGGUCACAUGGUAUGUUGAGUCAUUUUAGACGGCGAUAGUCUGAUAGACGGUAUUAUUUAAUAGAGCACACGCUCUAAAAUCAUCUGCUGUUACAGGCCAUGUCUGUAUUUAAAUUGCCACUCAAAAUGUCAAAUUGAUGUUUAUCAAACCCCACCAACCCAGCAUUUACUAUGUCAAAACCCACCAAUACACCCUUCUGGAAACUGCAUCACUUUGGCUAAUAGAGCCUCGUUUUUGAGUAUGUGACAUUAGUCAAAGCCUAACGUCUCAAUCAAGAAAACAAGCCUCGAUAGGCAUCACUGUUCAAUAAUUUUAGUUGUCAUUGUAUUUGAUUUUAGUUUCGAAACCAAUAUGAUAACGAUGUCAGCAUUUGGAGUCCACAGGUUUGUACAAAAUAUUAAAAUGGACCAUUCAUACCUCCCCCAUGAAAGAAAGUGGAAAUUAUAACCACCUUUAAUACACUUAUUAUUAGAAACAAAUUUUUCUUCCCUCCCCCUCGAUUGGGGAAAUGUGGAUCUUUUUUGGAAUGACCCAAUAAUACAAUUUUCCUCUCUUUACAUUUUCAACAUUACUGUAUUUUUGAUACAUUUGAUUGCUACAGGGACGAAUUCAUCAAAUUGAGUAUGCCAUGGAAGCCGUGAAACAAGGUUCAGCCACAAUAGGCAUAAAGUCGUCAACUCAUGUUGUGUUAGUGGCUUUGAAAGUAUGUGAUGUAUAAAUACUUUUAUUAUAUAAACUGUAGUGCUUUAUAGAGAUUUCGAGCAAUUUCACAUAUGAAAAUUAUCGCUUUUCUGUAAAAAUUAUCGCUUUUCAAAGACUGUCCUUUAUAUGUAUAAUAAACAGAAAAAUACAUGGAUGCUUGGAAAUACCAGAUUUAUUUCUCAUGUUAUAAAUCUGGUAUUUCCGUUCAGCCAUGUAUUAUCCUCUAUUUAAAAGCCAAUUUACUGUACACUACACAAUUUUUAUCUAAAACUGUUGCAACAACCUGCUUACAACUUGAGUUGUACUGUGUAAAUCAAGCACACAACUCACAUACAGCAAAAUAGCAAAUUGUGUGCUUGAUUUACACAGUACAACGCAAGUUGUAGGCAGGUUGCAUGUGACAGUUUUAGAUAAAAGUUGUGUAGUGUAAAUUGGCCUUGAUAGAGUCAGUGAAAAUUUAAGUAAAAUUGCCUAAUUAUUUAGCGAGCUGCAUCAGAGUUGUCAGCACAUCAAAAGAAAAUUAUUCCAAUAGACGAUCACAUUGGUGUAUCUAUAGCUGGUCUAACUGCAGAUGCCAGAUUACUGAGGUUGGUUGAAUUUUUUUGUAUUAAUGUAUCAAGUGUUUGAAAUGUUAUAGUCCUAACAGUAUGAUAUAUGUAUUGCUAAUCGUGUUUUUCAGUAAGUUCAUGAGAUCAGAAUGUUUGAAUUCUAAGUAUGCUUAUGACACGCCGUUGCCUGUUGCAAGAUUAGUUGGAUCUAUCAGCGACAGUAUCCUUUUAUUUUUGAUGUAUUGUAGUUCAAGAAAUUUAAUGUAAUCAUACUUCAAUGUAGUGUAAUUAAUUAGUAAUUAGUGAGCAGAAUAAAUGAGUAAUCUGCCCUACUUUGUUAUGUUACUCUGACUGUUUAAUUCCAGAUGUUUUUACUCAUCAAGAUUAGAGCACUGGUACUCGAUAGGUUAAAUGAACACAUAUCACUCCUUGAUUCUAAAACAGAAAUGCAAACACAAACACAAGUUUACAGUCGACGUCCUUAUGGAGUUGGGCUUCUAAUUGCUGGAUAUGAUGUAAGUAAUUUGUGGUGUCUGGUUUGUAUGACAGUCCAUAAGUGGCAGAAUUCAGUGACAUUGGACAAAUUAAUAUUUUCAAAUUAAACUAACUAUAACUAUUUAAUGUUAACCAGUUUGAAAUCCUCACAGGAUGCUGGACCACAUUUAUACCAGACUUGUCCGUCAGCAAAUUUUUUUGAUUGCAAAUGCAUGGCAAUUGGGGCUAGAUCACAGGUAAAAGAAUAUGAUGUUAUAAUAUCUUGAUAUAUCUUGUUUGAAAAGCAGUCAGUGUGGUUCAUCUGUCAUUGAGUUUAUGAACAGUAAAUAUAUUUAUUUAGUUCUGUGUUGUAUGAUUUUUUUUUCCUUAAAAAUGUGUCUUCUUCCCUUCUAGUCUGCAAGGACAUAUUUAGAAAAAAUGUUGGAUGAAUUUCCUAAUUGUAAGUUCAUGGUCUGGAACAGUUGUGUUUAGGGCCACUGAGAGGUUAAGGGAGGCCUGGGGCAAAACUUUCUAAGAAGGCCCCUAUGAUGUUAGAAUUAUAAAAAGGAGAAGCGGUGAUUCACAAUUUAUUACACUUUAUUGCAUAUUAACCCACACUAACACUUGUUAGUUAAAUUAAGCACUCUUUUAUCAAAAAAGGGCCUUUGUUGCUUUGGUAGCCCCUUUUGAGCUGGGCCCCAAGGCAAAGCCCUCCACACACACACACUCUUGGCAGCCCUGGUUGUGAUAACAUGUUAUGCAACAAACUGUUCUUUAUUCUAAUAAUUGUACAUUCAUUUGCAAAGGUACACCAGAAGAACUAAUAAAACAUGGUUUAACAGCGCUAAGAGAAACUUUACCUAAUGAACAAGAACUUACAACGAAGGUAAAUUGCACUAUAUUAUUUCAAAGCUUGUUCUUUGUAUAUACAGUAAAAUUAAUAUUUUUAAAGCUAGCUAUAUACAGUAUUAAUGAAAAAUUUAAUUUUUCUUUCAGAAUUCAUCAGUGUGUCUGGUUGGAAAAGAUCAUACUUUGCAAAUAUUUAAUGAUGAUGCCGUCGCACCUUAUGUAUCCUUGAGAUAAUUAUGAGUCGUUUACACUGUCACAAUCGUAAGCCCUGCUCUCAAAUGGUAAUCGUAAUGUUCAAAAAUAUUUACAAUGAUUUAUGAUUAAAAGAUUUCCAAUGAAGAGACAGCAUGCUCUUGAAGGAAGUUUUUACAGAGAGUGCAAUAUUGUUUGUAGUCCAAACAGUUUCUUAUCUCAGCUGGCAAAGAAUUGAAUAUCUUCUCAUCCUUGUUUGACCAUGGCUGUACAGUAAAACACACUUAUUUCUACCUAAAAUUUGAGAUGGGAAUCAAAUUUGAGGUAGAAAUAUGUGUGUUUUACUGUACAGCCACAGUCAAACGAGGAUUUCUACCUCAAAUUUGAUUCCCAGCUCAAAACUCAACUGUAUAGUUUUGUUAACGAGCACAAGAACUUUUUGUUAACGGCAAGUGUAUUUUUCUUGACUGUACACAACAGCUUGCAUUACUAGACAAUCUUAAAGGCGGCAGAGCUGGCAAGGCCGAGGUAAGAAUGGUCUUAGAACUAUUUUGGUUAACCCAUUCAAUGCUUUUGCUUUGAUGAGUAAAAUUGUCUAGCAUUUGGCAGAAUAAUAAAGUGAGGGUGUAUUGGGAUGCAAUGCAACUUAAUGGGUUAGUAUUAAGUUCUUUUAUUCAUGUUUAGGCCAAAACUGAAGGGGAGGGUGGUGAGGCAUCAAUGGAAGACACGGUAAGUAAAAGUUUAUCAUUAAGUAGUGUAUAGUUCGAUUUGUGCACAGAAGCCCUGGUCAAACGAGGUUGAGAGUUGAUGAGAGAUUAGAUUAACAAAAUGUAUAGACUGUAUGUAUAUCCUCACUUGGAUUAUCAAUCUACUUCAAUAUUCAUUUCAACCAAGUGAAGUGCAGAGAAAAAUCUUUCAAGUUAACAAAAAAUACUGUUCCAACUGCAUGUGUUCUUAUUAAAUAGAAUACAUGAUAGUGGUCAUCAUCUGCCUAUACUAUCCAGGCUCGUGAUUGGUUGAUUAUAACAACGAAACACAAUAGAACUAUAGAAAUCGUCUUUCUAAAGAACGAGUCACAAACAAUGAUCCUUUUUGUUUCUGAAAGCCAGUCACAAAACAUGAUCAUUUUAGGUAGGUCUCUUUACCCCAUGAUCAUGUUGGGAAAGCAUUAAGAACAGCUAAGCAAGGUCACAUGACUGCCAACCCUCAUCAUGCACUCUGAGUCUCAUCCUCGGCUUUAUACACUGACUGCUUUCGCUGUGUGGUCCAACGUCAGAGUAAAAGUGGUAUCAAGAUUGAAUCCUUCCUUUGCUUUGAGAAACAUGGUGUACGUGUGUCUGGCCAAAACAUUGUUAAGUACUGUGUUCAAAUCUUUUUGAAAUAUUAUUUUCCAUAGGCUGGUGAAACUGGUGAAACUGGUGAAGCUGGUGAAGGCGAUGACAAAACAAUGGACACAGCUUAGUUUAUAAUUUUUCAGUUUUUAAACUUUCCAACUUUGAAUUGUAUCACAGAUUGGGAAUACUUAAUCAGUGAUUGUAUUCAGGACGUUCUUUACAGUCACAACAGAAUCUACAUAGUAGUUGAAAAAAUGCAAAAAUAAUGCACUUCGAAUUUACUCGUUUUUUUAUAGUAAAGUAAAUCCUUAUCCAAAAAAGUAAAUGUGAAACUUUACUAAAAAAAUGAGUAAACUUUGGAAACUUGCUUCUCUAUAUCCUAUUCUCUAAUAUGAACAAUGCCAGCGCAUUGAUUUUAUGCAAGCAGAAAAUAGUGAUUACAUUAUCAAUAUCUUUCAAAAAGUACCAGACUAACUGUGUGUUAAAGUAUAUGUGAAAUAAAUAGUUGAGAAAACACAAGAGUUGAUUGCAGUAGUCUAUUUACUAGAUAUACCAGGAAACUGCCCAUUUACUGUUCGGAAGUACUCCGGAUUUUUGAAACACUAAAUCGAAC